AUGCAGUUCGUUGGAGGCAUUGUGAGCGCGUAUGCCGAAGUUUUCUGGUGUAAUUUAGCUCUCGUGACUAAGAUGCUGAUGAAGCAGCAGGACCGCCUGGAGGAGCGGGAGCAAGACAUCGAAGAGCAGCUCUACAAGCUGGAAUCGGACAAGCGGCUGGUCGAGGAGAAGGUGAGCCAGCUGAAGGACGAGGUGCGUCUGCAGUACGAGAAGAUGCACCAGAUCUUGGACGAGGACUUGCGGAAAACCAUGGAGAUCCUGGACAAGGCCCAGGCCAAGUUCUGCAACGAGAAUGCGGCCCAGGUCCUGCACCUCAACGAGCGCAUGCAGGAGGCCAAGAAGCUCCUCAGCUCUGUUCAGGUCAUGUUCGACAAAACUGAGGACAUCAACUUCAUGAAGGUGAGAAGAGCUGCCCCUGCCAGGGAUAGGAAGAGGGGCUGGGGACAUGGUGGGGUUGGCUGUGCAGGGGACAGGAGAGGAAGGAGCCGAAGUGGGAGCGACUGGGGGCAGCGCGACCCUCACCCGCGUGUGUGUUGUCCCUCACCCUUCUCCUCUCUGCCCUCGGUCCCCAACAGGACCCAGAACUGUACGGGUGGCAGCCUGCCCCCACCCAAAAUUGGCCACCUCAACUCCAAGCUCUUCCUGAACGAGAUCGCCAAGAAGGAGAAGCAGCUCAGGAAGUUGCUGGAAGGUCCUCUGAGCACCCCGGUCCCGUUCCUCCAGAGCAUCCCCAUGUACCCCUGCACUGUCAGCAACUCCGGCGCGGAGAAGCGCAAGCACUCCACCGCCUUCCCCGAGGGCAGCUUUCUAGAGCCAUCGUCCGGGACUGUGGCGAGCCAGUACAUGAGCCAGGGCGCUUCUGCUGGCGAGGGGCAGUCCGCACAAGCCAUGGUGCCUUGUAGCUCCACGCAGCACAUUGUUGGACUUCCCAGCGGCCCGCAGCCGGUGCACUCGGGCUCCGUCUUCAACCCAUCUCACUAUCCCAACACCACGUCAUCUCAGCAGUCCGUGCUCUCCCAGUACGGCGGGCGCAAAAUCCUCGUCUGCUCAGUGGACAACUGUUACUGUUCCUCGGUGUCCAACCACAGCGGGCACCAGCCCUACCCCAGGUCGGGGCACUUCCCCUGGACAGUCUCCUCGCAGGAGUAUUCGCACCCGCUCCCGCCUGCGCCCACCGUCCCCCAGUCGCUCCCGGGACUUGCCGUGAGGGAAUGGAUUGACGCGUCGCAGCAGCACGGACGGCAGGAUUUCUAUAGGGUCUACGGCCAACCUUCUGCUAAACACUACGUCACCAGUUAACCAUCAAACCCUCCGGAGAGUCCUGGUUCAUGACACGUUCGGAGAUAAAAGUCUGGUUUGUUUUGGCUUUUUUUUCUUUUAAAUCAAAUCCCAUUUCCUUCCCACCUCACGCCCCUCCCGGAUUUUGGGGAGGGUUGUUCUCUCAUCUCUCUCUCUCUCUCUCUCUUUUUUUUUUUCCUUUUGAAAUGAAAUAAUAAUGUUUUGUCCUUUUAAUUCUUUUUUAAUUUAAUUUUGGAAAGUCCUUCCUGCCCCUCGCUGGGAAAAGACGAGGGAGAAAUUACCGAGAAGAAACCGACAGGGAUUUCAGUGGGGCGUCUGGUUCUGUGUGUCACACUUUUACUUGCUACUCCCUGGCUUUGGAAAACUUCAGAAGGGACAAUGGCUCCUUCUCCGUUUCAGUUUCUCUGAGUUCAUUUUCUUUGGUUUGGUUCAG
Messenger RNA from Struthio camelus australis, 1732 nucleotides. The record is from RefSeq and is a predicted model, not a curated record. NCBI's taxonomy places the organism in Eukaryota, Metazoa, Chordata, Aves, Struthioniformes, Struthionidae.